This is a messenger RNA of Neohortaea acidophila, 1287 nucleotides long. Its product is annotated as ribonuclease H. Lineage: Eukaryota; Fungi; Ascomycota; Dothideomycetes; Mycosphaerellales; Teratosphaeriaceae. The record is from RefSeq and is a predicted model, not a curated record. Gene Ontology annotation, biological process: DNA replication, removal of RNA primer. The coding region runs from base 1 to 1287 and encodes 428 amino acids. The transcript has 2 exons. Gene Ontology annotation, molecular function: RNA-DNA hybrid ribonuclease activity; nucleic acid binding.
AUGGCUGCCUCAAAUGGGCUUUCCGCGCCCAGCGCCAAAACUUCCACCGCCACAAACCCUCUUCAUUCUCUCACACAACCCGCAAGCGCAGGACUAAACCUCAAAUUCUACGCCGUCCGUGUUGGCAAAGCACCCGGCAUCUACCACUCCUGGGCCGACUGCCUCGAUCAAGUGCGCGGAUACCCCAACGCCUCCUUCAAGUCCUUCGCCUCUCUCACCGAUGCGGAGGCCUUCCUGAGCAACGGAUCUGCCGCUCGGAAUGGUAGUCAAUCCGGCAACAACGGCAAGUUCUACGCGGUACGAGAAGGCAGGGUACCGGGAGUGUAUGGAAGCUGGGCGGAGGUGUUGGAGCAAAUUACGGGAUGGAGGGCGCCAAAGCAUAAAGUCUUCGACAGCAGGGCAGAGGCGGAGUUAUUUGUCAAAGAAGGGAGGAAUGCGGCCCAACAACCCCUUCCCAUGGUGAUGAAUGGAGAUACCGGGCGUUCAGACUCGCCGGAUGGACCCAAGUCGAAAAAGGCAAAGACAGUAAGGAAAACCGGCGUAGAAGAGGUCUUGAUCGACGGAGGAAACGAGUACGAACCCGGCACCGCGCCCCUGGCCGACGACGUCGAAGACGACUUUGAAUCAGGCAUCACUCUCGAUCGCAUCACGGGCACCGCACGCUACAAAACCGCCGCCGAGCUAUCCAAAACAAGAUACCAAGCCGUCGGCCCUGCUCCCAACGCCCCCAUCCGCAUCUACACCGACGGCUCCACGCUCUCCAACGGCCGCGUGGACUCCAUCGGCGGCGUAGGCGUCUACUUCGGCCCCAAAGACCGGCGCAACAUCAGCGAGCCGCUGAGCGGAAGCAAGCAGACGAACCAACGCGCCGAGCUGACCGCCAUUCUGCGCGCGCUCGAAGUCGCCCCCCGCGAUCGCCGCAUCGUCAUCCUCUCCGACUCCAACUACGCCAUCAAGUGUGUGACGGAGUGGUAUCAGAAAUGGCGCGGCAACAAUUGGGUGAAUUCUGCUGGCAGGCCUGUGGAGAAUCGUGACUUGACCCAGAAGGUGCUGGAUAUGCUCGACGAGCGUAUGCGGUUGAAUAAGCAUCGGAUGGCGAAGGAGGAUUGGGACGGGGUUGGGAGUGGGCUUGGUGGAAAGGGGCCGUGGGAACGAGGUCCGGCGGGGGUGCAAUUUACGUGGGUGAAGGGACAUGCGAAGGAUGAGGGGAAUGAGGCUGCGGAUGAGUUGGCUACUAGUGGGGCUAGGACUGCCCGAGAACUGGCGGAGGAGGUGGUGCUUGAUUAA